Orussus abietinus is the source of this 3427-nucleotide messenger RNA. Its product is annotated as neprilysin-1. The record is from RefSeq and is a predicted model, not a curated record. Gene Ontology annotation, biological process: protein processing. Bases 218 to 2584 code for a protein of 788 amino acids. Lineage: Eukaryota; Metazoa; Arthropoda; Insecta; Hymenoptera; Orussidae. The transcript has 13 exons. Gene Ontology annotation, cellular component: plasma membrane. Gene Ontology annotation, molecular function: metalloendopeptidase activity.
UCCACUUGUGAGAUUCGGGCUCCAGGAUGGUACCUUGAGGUACCUUGUUGGGAUUUAGAUUGGAGGAGAGUCACCUGGGUACCUGGUGCCGUGCGGGCGGGAUAGAUGACAGAGAUACGGACCCACGUGGGCUUUCCUUCGGGAGCUGGAGCGCUCGUGUGACUGAUCCCACGAUGGGAGCCUGAGGACCCUGUCGUCUGUCUGGGAUCUGGGGAAGAUGAAGGCCGAAGCUAAUAACAGGUACCUCAGGAGGGUCGUCAUUACCCAGGAGAACGAGCACCUGCCUCCUGGGGGCCAGGAACCUGCCGCCCUUCAGGUGACUAGGGGUCCUCGAGGGAGCACCACAACGACUAUCCUUCAUCGCCCUGGUGCAGCGGGCGGAGCUCUGUGCAGGUUGAACAGGGGUGCCUCCAUCACCAGGCAGAGGAGGGGAUCCUCCAACAGGCAGAGGGUCCUGGGGGUGAUCGCGUUGACUCUGCUGGCUACUUGCGUCUUCACUCUGCUUCUUCUCGCCCUGAACACCUCGAGGGAGUGUGUCGAGAAAGGGCCGAACGUCUGCAUGACCGAGGAGUGCGUCAGGACUGCGGCGAGUCUACUGACAGCGAUGGACAGGACUGCUGCACCCUGUGUGGAUUUCUUCCAAUAUGCAUGUGGAGCCUGGAAUAGGAUCCACGUGAUCCCGGAGGAUCGAAGCUCCAUCAGCACCUUCGAGGUCCUGGCCGACCAGCUUCAGGUCAUCCUGAAACGCCUCCUGGAGGAACCUCCGAACCAGGACGACAACAACGCGACCCUUAAGGCCAAGAUGUUCUACAAGUCCUGCACGGACAUCCCUCAGAUACGAGAGAUCGGGGACGAGCCCUUGAGGAGAACCCUGAAGAACCUAGGAGGGUGGCCGGCGGUUGAAGGCUCCUCUUGGAAACCACCCUCGUACCCCAUGGAGGUCCUUCUUGGACGUCUCCGAGGAGAAUACAACGAGGGUGUCUUAUUGGAGCAGUGGGUCGGUCCCGAUGACAAAAACUCCUCAACAAACAUCCUCCAGUUGGACCAGAUGCAAUUGGCUCUUCCCAGCAGGGAUUACUAUCUGAAGAAGAACAGCGAGACCGACCUUAAGGCCUACCACAAGUACAUGACGAACGUCGCAGUCCUUCUGGGAGCGAAUCCUCAGACCGCGUCGAAGGAGUUCGACAGAGUCAUCGUCUUGGAGAAACAGCUGGCAAACGCGUCUCUACCCGAGGCGGACAGGCACGACACUUCGGCGAUUUACAGGAAGCUCAGCCUGCGGGAACUUCAGGCGAAAGUUCCCCAGCUGAACUGGAAGCUUUACCUGCAGGAGUUCCUAAGUGCUCCAAUUACCGAAGAGGAACCUGUCGUAGCGUACGCGAUGACCUAUUUCGUGCAGAUGGGUCAAAUCAUCGAAAAGACAGACAGAAGGACCUUGCACAAUUACAUCCUAUGGCGUCUGGUAAUGUCCAUCAUGCCCCACAUGAUAGAGGACUACCAACAGAAGAGGAUCGAGUUCCGGAAGAUCCUGCUGGGGAUUCUGAGCGAGAGGAAUCGCUGGUCCCAGUGUGUGGAGUGGACCAACAAGAAGCUGGGCAUGGCCGUGGGUGCUCUUUUCAUCCGGGAUAACUUUAACCACGAGAGCAAGGAAACCGCCCUGGAGAUGAUCCACACCAUCCGAGAGGCAUUCAACGAGCUCCUGGCAGAGAACCAUUGGAUGGACGACGAAACCAGAGCGGUUGCAAAAAGUAAAGCAGACGCCAUGAACGAGAGAAUCGGGUACCCUGAGUUCCUGAAGGACCCGGACGAGUUGUCGAUGGAGUACGUCAAGCUAAACAUCACGAAGGACCACUUCCUGGAGAACGUCUUCGCAGUGCUCAGGUACGACGCUUACCACAACCUGGAGAAAUUGCGACAACCCGUGGACAAGAACAGGUGGUCCACGGAACCUGCCGUGGUGAACGCCUUCUACAACCCUAAUAAUAACGACAUCGUCUUCCCUGCCGGGAUCUUGCAGCCUCUCUUCUACUCUCAGCACUUCCCAAAGUCCUUGAACUACGGGGGAAUCGGCGUGGUUAUCGGGCACGAGAUAACCCAUGGGUUUGACGAUAAGGGCCGCCAGUUCGACAAUGAUGGGAACAUGAUGCAGUGGUGGAACAACGCCACGAUCCGCGCCUUCAGGGAGCGAGCUCAGUGCAUCGUUGACCAGUACUCUCGGUACAAGCUACCGGAAGUGGACCUCUACGUGGACGGAAGGAUGACCCAGGGCGAGAACAUUGCCGACAACGGCGGCCUGAAGCAGUCCUUCAGGGCCUACAAGAAGUGGGUUUCCGUCCACGGGGAGGAGCCGCUGCUUCCGGGGGUGAACCUAACCCACGACCAACUCUUCUUCCUGAAUUACGCGCAAAUCUGGUGCGGCUCCAUGAGGCCCGAGGACGCCUUGACAAAGAUCCGCAGUAGCGUCCACUCUCCGGGUCCCAUAAGGGUCAUAGGGCCUCUUUCCAACAGCGAGGACUUCGCUCGUGCAUAUAACUGCCCAUCGGGCUCGCCCAUGAACCCCACACACAAGUGCAGUGUCUGGUAAGGGCUUCCCAAGGCAGACGGCGACCUCGUCCCGGGACUUCGGAUACUGACGUAGACUUAGGCUCGAACACAGGGUAGGAACUCGCUGGCGCAGAGUUUCAUCGGCCCGGUAAGACCUCCAGGGGUACCAGGCCGAAGAACGAACGGGUUGACCUCGUUUCCUCAGGACGGCCGAUCGGAUCGACGCCGAUCGAUCUCCGCUGGAAACUGAGCUUUGUAUCUCGCCGCUAAAGUUCGUCCACGUGUAAAUAUUGGACUGCCCCCAAGCCCCGCCGUAAUGCACAGCCGAGGGUGGUCGUCGUAGCGCGAUUGCACUCGCCUGUAUCGGAUCCGACUACGCCGGAAGAGCACCAAAAUGGCGCCCUGAAGGGAUCUACGAUAGUCCAAAAUCUCUCCCAAAGCGAGUCACCACAUAAAAGACGCGCAAAAUGGAGCCAACAGUUCCAAAGGGCACUUUCCGGAGGUAACUUUCGACGCAAAACUCCCACCAGUGAAAUUCAGCCGCGCCGCCAUCUUGGAUUUGUCAUUCUCGCUACGAGCGCACAUAUUGUAUACCGUAUUCGACCGAAAGAGGAACAGAAAUAGCGUCCUGAAGGGAUCUAUGAUAGUCCAGAAUCUCUCCUAAAGCGAGUCACCACAGAAAAGACGCGCAAAAUGAAGCCAACAGUUCCAAAGAGCACUUUUCGGAGGCAACUUCGAACGCAAAACCCCCAAUAGUGAAAUUCAGCCGCGGCGCCAUCUUGGAUUUUUAAUCUUCGCGACGAGAUCACGUAUCGAGCGUGCCAUCGAAACUAAAGGGGCGACCUCGCAUAAUAUGAUAUUACAAACUUACCGAGAGGAACGU